Molecule: messenger RNA, 1242 nt
Organism: Rhizophagus irregularis DAOM 181602=DAOM 197198
Lineage: Eukaryota; Fungi; Glomeromycota; Glomeromycetes; Glomerales; Glomeraceae
Source: RefSeq, a predicted model, not a curated record
AUGGUAGGACAAGAAUUAGCGUAUAAAACAAUUAAAAUCUUUACUAAAAAAAUCACCGAUGAGGAAAAAGCGAUAAAUGAAUUACAAUCGUUAACAAAAAGAAUUAAGGAUAAUAAACUCAAACUACAAACUCCAGAAGACAUGACGAUAUACACGAAUGAAAGGCUUACAUCUUCAGCUGAUGCGAAGAGAACCAAUGAAGAAUUUCGGCUUUUUAAAUGCCAAAAAAUAAGGGAUGAGAACAAAGAAAAUUUGGAUGACGAAGAUAAUGAUUCAUGGGCUCUACCGAGUCCAACGCUACAAUUACUGUCACAACUACCAUCACAAUUAGGGAUGGCAAUGGUUACGGUCAUAACCGGUCAUGACCAGUUAAUAACUAUGACCGAUAUUGGUCGAGACAACAGUUGGCUGUUAAAUUAUAUGAAAAUUGAAGAUUUUGAGGAAUUAGUAGAAAUUUGUUAUUCUCAUGGUGCUGUGGAAGUGCCGAUAGAAUUAAAGAACAUGCUAAAAACAAGAAAUAGAUUUUGUCAACUAUUGAUAACUGAUUAUAUAGAAUUAUCCUCAAAGAAUCCUUUAAUCAAAAUAAAUAGCGAAAGUCAUAAAUCAGCGUCUAUUUAUUAUUCUCUCAUUGAUCGUUUGGCCAUUCAAUAUUUUCAUGCUCUUCGAGCUGGUUCAUCCUCUGAGAGUUCAUCAUUUACAUUACAUACAGUUAAUGCAAAUUUGCAUGGAAAACAGCCAGAUAUUUACUUUCACGAUAAUAUUCUUAAGAUUGUGAAAGAUGAUAUGAUAAAAGAUACAAAUAAAUAUGAUCUUGAUACAAAUAAGAGCCUCCAGGAAAAUAUCUACGAAAUCUAUUAUACAUAUGAUAGUCUUCCCACCUCAAAGAAGGAGAAAAUUUUUGAGAUGGAUUUUAUGUCCUUUGUGAUAUCUGAUAAUCAUAUAGAUACAUAUGUUACUAGAUUGGUUGAUUACCAACUUUAUAUCUCUACCAAGGUUUACGAUAUGACAUAUCCCACAGAAUUUGCUGUGAAUACGCUAGUUAGUUGCAUGUAUAGCAUACUAAAAAUGGUGGUAGUCAAGGUGAAUGAUUCCGAUCCAUUGAUUGAUUCACCAAUAAAGUUCAAGUAUUUUUGUGAUCCUUGUAUUUCACCUCCUAUAAUUCCCAUAACUACUACUGAAAAAUCGGACAGUAGUAAAAAAAAUGUUAAUAAAAAUACUAAUAAGAAAACUAAAAAUAAGUGA